AUGGGAAAAAAGAGGUUUCAGAUUGGAGCCACAAAGCCCACUUCAGAGCCCCUGUCUAAGAAACCCCUACUGCAGUUCCAAAGAUCUGACCAGGCCAUCAUGCCUGAACCUCCUGAUGCUAUGCCAGGUGAUAAGAGGAUUCCACGGCAACCUCACUUGGAAGCUGGCCAAUCUUCAGGCCCUCAAUGCCAUCAGGAGGAGCAGGAACACAGACUACCUUCUUCUGAAAUAUAUUUCACUGUACGGGCCAUCCUAACGGGCUCUCUAUCUUUUGCCUCCCUACCCACAAGAGAAGUGGAGAAAGUUCUUAAGGGAUGCAUUACGGAGAUUAGACGCCUUCUUUACCAAAUGGAGAUUGAAGUUACGAAGCUCAAGCAAGAAGUGAAUGAUGAAAGACAAGCACGGGCUCGUGCUGAGGCUUUAGUGAGGAAGGUUGCAGCAAAUGGACAGCAGAACAUGGCUGACACACUACAGCAGGCAAGCCUGGCUGCCCAGAAAUUAAUUUCUACUGAGGCGGAAUUGGAAGCAACCCGUAGAUCACUGGAAGGAGAGAGGGAAAGAUGCAAGAGAAUUCAAUCUGAGGCAUCUGAGAGACAGGAGGAAGCUGUUCUUUCCCAGAAAACAAGUUUACAAGAACUGGAUAAAGAGAGACAAGCACGGGCACAUGCUGAGGUGUACGCACGGGAGGUUGCAGCCAAAGCCCAGGACGAAGUAGCUGAGGCAAUCAAGCAAGCCAGCAUCUCUGUCCAGAAAUUAAGCGCUGCCGAGACUAAACUAGAAGCAACCCACCGAGCCCUGGCUGAAGAGAGAGAACGCUGUGAGCAAAUUAAAUCUGAGGCCUCUGAGAAACAGAGGGAAGCUCUUCUUGCUCAGCAAACAAGUUUCCAAGAACUGGCACGAGCUGAGGCUUCCGCCAGGGAGGCUGCAGCCAAAGCACAGGAGGAAAUAGCUCAGGCUAUGGAACAUGCAAGGCGGAGUACACAGAAGUUGAGUGAUACUGAGGUUAAAUUAGAAGCAAGCCGCCAAGCCCUGGAUGAAGAAAGGGAACGAUGCAAACGAAUUCAAUCUCAGGCCUCUGAGAAACAAGAGGAAGCUCUUCUUGCCCAGAAAACGAUUUUCAAAGAACUGGAAGAUGAGAGACAAGCACGGGCAUGUGCUGAGGCAUCUGCGAGGGAGGCUGCAUCCAAAGCUCGGGAUGAAGUAAAUGAGGCAGUCAAGAAAUCAAUCCUCGCUACCCAGAAAUUGAGUGCUGCUGAGGCUGAACUAGAAGCAACUCGCCUAGCCCUUGUUGAACAGAGGGAACACUGCCAACGGAUUCAAUCUGAGGCCUCUGGGAAACAAAAGGAAGUACUUCUUGCCCAGAAAAUAAGUUUCCAAGAACUGGAAGAUGAGAGACAAGCACGGGCACUUGCUGAGACUUCUGCUAGGGAGGCUGCAGCCAAAGCUCGGGAGGAAAGAGCUGAAGCAGUCAAGCAGGCAAUCCUGGCUACCAAGUUAUUAAGCGCUGCUGAGGCCGAACUGGAAUCAACAUGCCAAGCUCUGGCUGAAGAGAGGAAGCACAGCAAGAGAAUUCAAUCCGAGGCAUCUGAGAAACUGAAGGAAUCCCUUCUUUCUCAGCAAAACAAUUUCAAAGAACUGAAGGAUGAGCGACAAGCACGGAUAUGUGCUGAGAAAUGGGCUAGAGAGACUGCAGCCAAAGCCCGGGCUGAAAUAGCUGAGGCAGUCAGGCAAUCAAGCUUGACCACCCAGAAAUUGAGUGCUGUUGAGGCUGAACUUGAAGCAACCCGCCGAGUCUUGGCAGAAGAGAGGGAGCGCUACCAGCGAAUUCAAUCUGAGGCCUCUGAGAAACAGAAGGAAGCCCUUCUUGCCCAGCGAACCAGUUUCCUAAAACAACUUAAGGCACAAGUUGAAACCGCUGAGAAGGCUCUGCACUGGGACACCAAGUAG
This is a messenger RNA of Vitis vinifera (wine grape), 1947 nucleotides long. RefSeq lists its product as uncharacterized. The transcript is spliced from 2 exons. The record is from RefSeq and is a predicted model, not a curated record. The coding region runs from base 1 to 1947 and encodes 648 amino acids. Lineage: Eukaryota; Viridiplantae; Streptophyta; Magnoliopsida; Vitales; Vitaceae.